Linum tenue is the source of this 1879-nucleotide messenger RNA. The record is from the annotation of a GenBank genome assembly. NCBI's taxonomy places the organism in Eukaryota, Viridiplantae, Streptophyta, Magnoliopsida, Malpighiales, Linaceae.
CGGACGAAUUACUCAGAGGUUGUGAACGUGAUUCUGUUUCGACUUUCGACACCUGUAGACUGCAGUGACAAUCCACCCUCUUCCCAUUAAGUGAGGAGCUGGAGGGGAAACGAAGAGAAGACAAACGGCGCUCAAUAAUAAACACACCAGAGGCAGACGGGAAGAUCCUCCGGUCUCGUCCUCCCGCUCCCUCGCUGGCGUCUCUCUAUCACUCUCGGUUACUGUUUAAACACUAGCUGGAACUCAUGCGAAUUCAUCUCUGAGCCCGAACUGACACUCCUCCUCUUCAUCCCUACAAAUAAUCGAGCAUCUAGUCUAUUUGUCCCUGCGAUGGUGGUCUGCAAAUGCCGGAAGGCUACUAAAUUGUAUUGUUUCGUGCACAAGGUUCCUCUUUGUGGGGAAUGCAUCUGCUUUCCAGAGCAUCAGAUAUGCGUGGUUCGUACAUACUCCGAGUGGGUUAUAGAUGGAGGGUAUGAUUGGCCCUCUAAAUGCUGCUCAUGCCAAGAUGUUUUAGACAAGGGUUCUGGCGAAACAACUCGGUUGGAUUGCAUGCAUGUAAUACACACAAGUUGUUUGGUUUCACAUAUAAAAAGCUUUCCUCCACACACUGCCCCAGCUGGAUACGUGUGCCCAUCAUGUUCAAUACCGAUAUGGCCUCCCAAAAAUGUUAAAGACUCGGGAUCUCAUUUCUAUUCAAAACUGAAGGAAGCUAUUAUCCAGACGGGUCUAGAGAAGAACUUGUUUGGAAACCAUCCAGUUUCUUUGCCGCCACCACCUCCUGCAUUUGCGACAGAUCCAUUGGUUUCUAUUUCUCCUUCGUCAUUGUUGGCAAAAGAUGAUCCAGGUGACUCGGUUGCGGGAUACUCAAGUGUCUCUGGAAUGAUGCCUUCUAAGAUAUCAAUCCCGGACAUUGUGGAGAUUGAUAGUCCAAGUUCGGUAGCAAAUUAUUUAAACAAUUCUAGUCCUGCUUUUUAUUUUAUAUUUUCCUGGAAUCAGCCUGUUGCAACUACUAGAAAAGGUGGUAUCCAUGUUGAGAGGCAAAAUUCAGAAAUUUCAUACUAUGCAGAUGAUGAAGACGGGAAUCGAAAAAAGUACAAUCGAAGGGGUCCAAUCCAACAUAAGUUCCUCCGAGCAUUGCUCCCCUUCUGGUCAAGUGCAUUACCAACUUUACCAGUGACUGCCCCUCCCCGUAAAGAUGCUACAAAUGGUGACGAUACCCCUGAAGUCCGUACAAGGCACCAGAGACCAUCAAGGAUGGAUCCCAGAAAAAUACUUCUCUUCAUAGCAAUUAUGGCGUGCAUGGCGACCAUGGGAAUACUGUACUACAGAAUUGCACAACGUGGUUUUGGGGAUGAGUCAGGUGACGAGCAGCAGUAAGCCUUUUUCCAAAGGUUCGAUGAACUUCAACACCCGUCAGUUGUAUUGUUAUACACCUUGCCAAAUAUAAUAGUGCAUUAAUUUUUGUUCUUCCUUUUCAUAUGUCUCCUCCAAUGUUUGCUGCUUGUCUAUGAGUAAUAUGUAUGAACUGUGGGAGAUAAAGGAGGCGAUUUUAAGUGCUAAAACAAUCUUCAGCAGUUCAGACUCGUUUUCUUCUUUUUUAAGGCAACUUAAACUUUCUUUGUCAUCUUUCUUGUGUUCAUUUUUCGGGGGAUAGAUUGCCUUGCUAACCCUUUAUAGCAGCAACCCUUUAUAGGUUGAAUUGGGUGAUCGGAUUAGGUCAAGGAUCAGAUAAUUUCUGUUUGUAUUUCCUUUUCUUUUGCGAUUCUCUUUCAAGUUGAAUCGGCUUAUUCUGUAGUUAGUAACUUAUUAUUCAUUCAGCUAAAAUUUAGUGAACGUCGCCCUAAGAUUACUUUUAUCACCCUAACUUAAAACAUAAAAU